AUGUACGGGGCCUGCGCUAAGCUAGGUUCUGCUGCCUUAAUUGUGCUGGCACACAUGCACUUCGCCAGAGCGCUCAUCUCUUGGCGUCCAACAGCUUCCCCCUCGUGGAACCAACCAGUCCUCCGGGGUCGGCCCGGUGUCUGGAGCGAAGCCGGAUUCGGCAGUAGUAGCAGUUGGAAUCAUCAGCGGCUGCGGCGCCGGCGGCGUUGUGGCAACUUUCAUCAACGGCGACAAACAAGGGCACCUGCACUGACAAUGCUUUUCGAAAAGAGACCAGAAGAGCGAGCUCUCGGGGACGUUCUAAUACCAGAGGAUGCCCCAGGAGGAGCCGGCGAGGGCGGCGGCGAUGACGCCAUUGGGGUGUCGGUGGAGCCGCCGGGAUUCCUGAAGAGAGUGUUCUCCAUUCCGAAGAACGUUCGACGAACGGCGGCCGCCGGAGACGUGGUGGUUCCUGUGAUAGGCGCGAGGGACGGGUGGGGAGGAAUUCGGCAGGCAAGCAACCAAGGCAUCUAUCCGGGCGUCGAGUACCGCAUCCUCGAGAUAUCAGUCUUCCCCACCGCUCGCACACCUCCCACCGGCGACAGCACUAAAGCGAGCAGCGAUUCUGCCGCCGCGGUAGCACCCUACCUAUCCUCUGCUUCCCAGCCUGAGCAGCAGCAGCAGCAGCAGCAGCAGCAGCAGCAGCAGGAACAGCAGCCCGAUCUCGACGCCGAGCCCACCGCCGUGCUAGCCUCGGCGAGGGACGCCCCCCCGGAAUCCUUCGACGACGGCUCGCUGGUCUUCACGAUGCGCCCGAUCUACCCUCUCGUCGCUCGCCUGGAGCGCGGGGACUGGCCAGUGCGCGUCCCCGCCAGGGAGUUCCCCGUGAUGCUGACGCCCUUCUCGUACAACGCGGCGACGGCGUGGGCGGCGUUCACGACCUCCCUGUCGCUGCUGUCGGUGGGCUUCGUGCUGAGCCAGGCGCUCACCCUGUCCGUGAUCAACAGCCACAGCAUGGAGCCGACACUCCAGGUGGGCGACGUGGUCCUGGUGGAGAAGGUCUCUCGGUCGUUCCUCGUCAAGCCGAACGACAUCGUCUACUUCAGGCCGCCCCCAGUGCUCCAGGACAUCGUCUCGAGGGCGGGGGGCACCCUCUCCCCCAGCGACCUCUUCGUCAAGCGCGUGGCAGCCCUGUCGGGCGACACGGUCACCGUGAGCGCGGACGGGAGCGUGGACGUGCGCGCGGCAGCCGGCGGCGGCAUCACGCGGCUGCCGAAGGGGACGAAUCGAGCCGAUAACGGAGGAAGCGCAGCGGGGGGAGAAUCUGACGUUAUUCUUGGGGACGGCGUCGCGGGGCAAGAGGGGAGUGCGGCUGCGGUGGCGGCGGCGAAGGGUGGGACACUCGCGGAGGAGAAAGUUGCCCUCCCGGACAGCGUGCUGCAGCGAAUAACGCGGCUGGACGAGAAGGUGCUGCCGUCGGGGAGCGUGUUUGUGCUGGGGGACAACCCGGCGGCAUCGAUGGACUCGAGAGUUUGGGGGCAGCUCGACAAAGGGGAAAUUGUUGGGCACGCGUUGCUGAGAGUAUUUCCCCCGCGGUCGUUCGGGCUACUCCAGUAGCUGGUUGGAUGGCGGAGGUUGAGAGAAGGAAUGAAAGAAAAAGGACGAAGAAGCGAGAGACGGGGCGAGAGGAUUGGGGUGGGGAGGGAAUGCUGCGAUUUUUGUGCCCUCUGCCACGGGUAUCAAGGUGUGGCUUGAUUGUUAUUUCCCGGCUGUGGCUUGUUUAUCUUUUGGGGCGAACAUUAGACGGGAGAAUGUCAGGUGCAAAGGCCUAUUGGUAGGGUUGGGUGAAUCAGUACGUACUGCCAGUGCACAUGCACUGGCAGUGCAUGUGCACUGGCUGCGUCAACAGCCAGUACUUCAGCACAUUUUAAUUUUCGCAGAUUUCGUCAAUAGUAGGCCUCAAGAACAAGCGGAAACCCAUCUAUUCACGCCGCCUCUGAGAGAGACACAGCCACACAGCAGUCCGAACACCAAACACGCCACACAGGUCGGGAGACGAUACAACGAUGGACAGGUUUGUAGUCGCCCCUGCCAGCUUGCCGUCUGCUGCAGACCCCGGCAGUGGUGCUGAUGAUGCAGGGGCUGCUGCGUCAGCAGCAGCAGCUACGUCAGCCGCGCAGCAGCAGCAGCAGCCGGAUGCGCCGGCACCGCCCGGAGCAAGCGACGAGUUCGGCCGGGCAGAGAUCAAGUACAGCCAAUCGCCAUCAAGCAGCCUUCGAAGACUGCACACGGCCUUCAAGGUGUCCACAGGUAUCAAGAUGUACGAGGAAGACAAGGAAGGCACAAAAGUGUACCUUGACCCCUUGGACUGGUGGUGGGUACGGUGCGCAGACUUCCCGCACUCGGCCAACCUCGCCCGCCGUGUGCUGGCGAUCCCCGCCACUAUGGCAGAGUCCGAGCGUCUGUUUUCCUGCGCUGGAAACAUCGUUACGAAGAAUCGCAACAACUUGGCCCCGACCACCGUGGAGCUGCUCGUCGUCCUUCUGCGCCACUCGUGGAAGAUAGUGGAGGAAUGGGAACAAUAGAACACCCCCGCGGCCGCGAAGAGGGGCUGGGGUAGUGGCUGUCUUUCAUGGGGAGGAUCUUAGUUUGGUUCUCUGGUGAAGGGUGCUGGUGGCGCAAAGAAUCGCCAUCCUAAGUCUCUGCUUGUUGUGCUGGUGCUAGCGGCAGUGAUUUGUGCGCGGUGUAGGUUGUUCGGUUGCGUGGCUUUGGCGCUGUUCUUAUCUCCUUCUUGAGCAUUCUAUCAAGCUGGUGGUUCAUUUGUUGCGCAACUUAUCCUGUCGUUUCUAGGCAGACUAGACUACUAGAUAGACUGACUGGUCGUUUCCUUUUUAGCUUUUUAACUCUUAGCUGGUUUCUUGGUAUACGUUCAGGGCUGCGGUGUCGUUGUGUCCUUCGUAGAGUCCUUCGUGUUUCUGCGAGAAAGGGGCUGUAGAGUCCAGUAUACGAGAGCGUCGCUCAUCAACCCAAUUGAUGGAUGUCACUUGGUUGCUUGGGAGUAACAU
Messenger RNA from Ectocarpus sp. CCAP 1310/34, 3044 nucleotides. The record is from the annotation of a GenBank genome assembly. NCBI's taxonomy places the organism in Eukaryota, Phaeophyceae, Ectocarpales, Ectocarpaceae.